AUGGUUCUUCUAACUCUUCUCUUCACUACUGCUUUUGCUAGACAUAUUCAGGGACCACCUGGUCCUCCACCGCCGCCUGGGCCACCAAUUCCACCAGGACCUCCGCUUCCAGACUUUUUGCGCAAUUUGAGUUGGGAAGCUCAAAGAGAAUUCCACGAUAUUUUCAACAAUGCAUCAUUGACAUAUGCCGAAAUUGAUGAAGAAGCUGAAAAAUGGGCGAGUGAGUAUAAUGUUAGCGAGAUUUUCGAGAAAUUCCAACAAAAUCAUACAAUUAUGGAGGAAGAAGAGAGUCAAAACGUCACAACAUUUAUCAAAAAUUUGAAGAAUGUUCAAAAUGAGAUUGAAGCAAUCUUGUCGAACAAAAAUCAAACAAGAGAUGAAGAACGAAAAGCAAUUGAUGAAUUGAGAAAGAAAAAUGGAGUUGUGAGUUUUAUAUUCAAAAUUAUCUUGGGCAAUAGUAAUUUUGGAUUUUUAGGAAGUUGAUAUCAUUCUCCACGUUCGUCGUCCACCUCCACCACCAAGAAAUGAUGAAGGACCAGGACAUGGUGGACAAUAUCCACCACCACCCCCACAAGGAGGAGACAGAUAUGAACCACAGGGAGGACAAGGAUUCCCGCCAGGGCCGCCACCGCCACAAGGAAGAGAUAGAUAUGAACCACAGGGAGGACAAGGAUUCCCGCCAGGGCCGCCACCGCCACAAGGAAGAGAUAGAUUUGGACCACAGGGAGGACAAGGUCACUUCCAACCAGGGCCAGAACAAGGAAGAGAUCGUUUCGGACCACAACAGGGAGGACAAGGAUUCCCACCAGGCCCACCUCAACCACAACAAGGCGGAGAUAUAUUUGGGCCACAAGGAGGAGAUCGUUUCGGGCCUCAAGGCGGACACGGAUUCCCACCAGGCCCACCUCAACCACAACAAGGAGGAGACAGAUAUGGACCACAAGGAGGACAAGGAUUCCCACCAGGCCCACCCCCACCACAACAAGGAGGAGAUCGUUUCGGGCCUCAAGGAGGAGAUCGUUUCGGACCCCAACAGGGAGGACAAGGACACUUCCAACCCGGACCACCACAAGGAGGAGAUCACUUCGGACCACAACAAGGUGGACAAGGUUUCCAACCUGAACCACGACAAGGCGGAGAUCGUUUCGGACUAAAAGGUCACUUCCAACCUGGCCCACCGCAAGGAGGAGAUAGAUUUGGGCCACAAGGAGGACAAGGACACUUCCAACCCGGACCACCACAAGGAGGAGAUCGCUUCGGGCCACAACACGGAGGUCAAGGAUUCCCACCAGGUCCACCACCACCCCAACAAGGAGGAGAUCGCUUCGGGCCACAACAAGGAGGUCAAGGACAUUUCCAACCCGGACCACCACCACCACCACAACAAGGCGGAGAUCGUUUCGGACCGCAAGGAGGACAAAGUCACUUCCAACCUGGGCCACCACAAGGCGGAGAUCGCUUCGGACCACAACAAGGAGGCCAAGGAUUCCCACCAGGCCCACCCCCACCACAAGGAGGAGACAGAUAUGAACCUCAACAAGGCCGAGAUCAUUUCCAACCCGGACCACCACAAGGUGGAGACCAAUUUGGACAUCAAGGAUUUCCACCAGGCCCACCUCUUCCACAACAAGGCGGAGAUCACUUCGGACCACAACAAGGUGGACAAGGUUUCCAACCUGAACCACGACAAGGCGGAGAUCGUUUCGGACCACAACAGGGAGGACAAGGUUUCCAACCAGGCCCAUCACCGCCACAAGGAGGAGAUCGCUUCGGACCACAAGGAGGACAAGGUCACUACCAACCUGGGCCAGAACAAGGCGGAGAUCGUUUCGGACCACAACAAGAAGGUCAAGGAUUCCCGCCAGGCCCACCACCACCGCCACAAGGCGGAGAUCACUUCGGACCACAACAAGGUGGACAAGGUUUCCAACCUGAACCACGACAAGGCGGAAAUCGUUUCGGACCACAACGAGGAGGACAAGGACACUUCCAACCUGGACCACCACAAGGAGGUGAUAGACAACAAAGCCAAGAUUUUCCAAGAGGACCAGGCGGACCACCAAUGAAUGGAAACCAAGGUUUCCAAUCAGGAUCACAACAAAUGGGUGGUCGCUUCGAAUAUCAACACGAACAAUCUCAACAAGGUCACGGAUUCCAAUCACAACAACAACACGAAGAUCAUCCAAGAGGACCAACUCCCCAACAAUCUGGAUUCCAAUCUGAACAACAACCAAGAGGUCCAGCUGAGGGACAAGGUGAAGAAGUUCAUCACGGACAUCAAGAUCAAUACCGCCAUCAAAUCGAUUCGAACAUUGUUACCGACAAUGAAACUUCCUUGUAAAUAAUUCAAUUUCACUAAAUAAUAACGACGAUAAUAAUAUUUAUUUAUUUGAUUCUGUUUUUGUGUGUGUGUUAUUUUUUGCGAUUCAAUAAACUUUUAUUAUAAAAAUUAAUUGGUUCUGACUUCAGGCAAACAACACUCAAAUGUUAUCAAGAUCGUAGAAAAUUCAUAUGUAGAUCCAGAUUUACAGAACUAUUUUCAGAUUUCUGACCACGAAGAAUCCUGUGCUGGGCUUCGAUUUGAACUUCGGAAGACUAUGUUUUCAAUUUCUCUCGGAGUAUUUUUAGGUGUUAAAAUAUAAAUACCCUGUUAUAUAUUUCCCCCUCUAGAAAUAUAUAUGUACCUAAAAAUUCUCACGAAACAAUAUCAUUCUAACAGUGCCCUAUAAAGUCAAGAGUGGAACCGAAAUGACAUCAACAAUUCCAAUUAUAGUUCUUCGUCGAAAACAUCCAAAUUCCGCACGUAUCUACCUAACGAGAAUACUUCACAGUUCACCAAUACAAUAAAAAAAGAAUCGUCUGCUGCCUGCUAUCAAUUUAUUUAGUACAACUUUUUUGUUCGUGUGAAUGAAGACAGGGAGAUUGUUCACAUAUAAAAAAAUCGAUUCUUGUUUUAUUGGUAUAAAAAUAAAUUGUCUUGUUUUUUUUUCCUUUAGAAGAUUUUCAAGUUUCAUAGGUAAAAUGCAGGCCAAAAGCCAACAAUGACAAUAAUAAUUAUUCCGGUUUGAUGAGCCAUUUGCAUUGUUUGCUUGCUUGCACAUUUUCUGUUUCAUUUUGCUCUAACAAAUAGAAAUCGUACUUUUUUUCAUGGGUGCAUCGUAGAAAACCCAACAUGGAAGUGGGGACAUAUCCUCACAUAAAAUUAGCGGCUCUUAUUCCGACCAUGUCAACUCAAUUUAGAUUCCUGUUAGAAGCCUGCUCUAGGAUUCGCCAAAAAUUCCAUUUGAUUUCUGAACUUGAAAUCGUCACUUGACUAAAGCGCAAGAUCACGUAAUUAUCUAAUAAGAUAAGAUACUGUUUUGGUUUGAAUUGAUUUUUGAACCAAAAAUGUAUCCCUUCUCCUUCCCUAAUAAAUUAAAGUUAUCACAUGUUCUAAACCAAACUAUAUAAAAACUUUCUGAAAGUUGUCAAACAACCUUUUUUCGACAUAUAACUUUCGAUUUUAAACGUUCUUCUUAUCAUUACAAAACUUUUUUCUUCCUCUUUUUACAGAUUGAAGAAAUUCUUUUCGAUGAAUUUAUUGUUUGCGGUACCAGUGCCAGUUCUUUUUAUUUUAUUAUCGGGAUUUGUAAGUUUUUUUUUGAAAUCAUGAAGUUCUAAAGUUUUGAAGCUAGUCAUUUUCAGAACAUCCAGGAAACCUCAAGUUUAACACCUGGAGAAUCAUGUGAAAUGUGUCAAUUAGUUCUUCGAACUGUUUUUGGCCAUUUUUCUGCAAAUGUGCCGAGCAGAAAAAAGUUGGUCAAUCAAUUGAAACAUGAAUGUAAACGACACUUUCAUGUGAGUUCUUAGAUAAAUAGAAGUCUAAUUUCCAUUCAAAACCAAGAUUUACAGUAUCGUCGACGAUGUCUUAUGGCAAUAAAAGAUAAAGGAGAUUUUUUGUUCCGAGAAAUGACUGGAGGAGAUUUCAAGCCAAUCAAACCAUGCUAUAUUAUGAAAGUAAGUAGAUGCUUAACUUUGUUGAAUCUUCAAAAUUCCAAGCUCUAUAAUUUCCAGGAAUGUAAACGUCUUCAAUCUCCAAUUCCCGAAGACUUCAUUCCGGAAAUCGAGAGCACAAGUUCACAAGAACAGGAAAAUAUGAACGAAAAUGAGAAUAAUUCAACUGAAACCACAUCAACAAAUAAUCCAUUGGAAUAA
Molecule: messenger RNA, 4194 nt
Organism: Caenorhabditis angaria
Lineage: Eukaryota; Metazoa; Nematoda; Chromadorea; Rhabditida; Rhabditidae
Source: the annotation of a GenBank genome assembly